Molecule: messenger RNA, 3077 nt
Organism: Esox lucius (northern pike)
Lineage: Eukaryota; Metazoa; Chordata; Actinopteri; Esociformes; Esocidae
Product: cytochrome P450
Exons: 9
Coding region: 13-1773 (586 amino acids)
Biological process (GO): cholesterol metabolic process; glucocorticoid biosynthetic process; cortisol metabolic process
Cellular component (GO): mitochondrial inner membrane
Molecular function (GO): heme binding; iron ion binding; monooxygenase activity
Source: RefSeq, a predicted model, not a curated record
CCAAAGUUUACUAUGUUCAGACGUAUUAGUUAUCUGGCGGAUUAUGGUCUCGUACCGAAGUGUUCCAUUAUAUACUCAGCAGGAAGCUGUUUGGUUGCACGGAUAACCACGAUUGCCAGCUGCUCGGAGGACAAUUUAUGCGUCAAGAUGUUUAGCAAAAAAUUAUUUCAGAUCGGUCAGCAUGUUUCUAUACAGGACCAAAAAAAUGCGAUUAAAAUAGUGACAACCACAUUAUCGCAUGUUAGUGACAAGCGACGCGAUGCCUCUUCCAAUGCCGCUGUGUUGGGGGACAACAAUAAACAGAAAACUAUGGAAGAUUUGGAUGGACCUAGUUUUAUGACGUCUUUGUAUUGGCUUUUCGGUAAAGGGUAUUUUCAGACAACACAUCAAUUGCAAAUUGAACACAGCAAUAUCUAUGGCCCUCUGUGGAAGUCAAAGUAUGGGCCCUUGGUGAUUGUAAACGUGGCCAGUGCUGAACUUAUAGAGCAGGUGUUGAGACAAGAAGGACGGCACCCCAUCCGCACGGACAUGCCCCACUGGAGGAGCUACCGGCAGCUGAGGAACCAUGCCUACGGACCCCUCACAGAGAUGGGUGCUCAGUGGCAGCGCAUCAGGAGUAUUCUGAAUCCCAGGAUGCUGAAGCCCAGACACGUCUCUGCCUACAGCAAUGCCAUUAAUAACGUGGUCACAGACUUCAUAGAAAAGGUGACCUGUCUCCGUGACACCAAGGGUGACGGGGUUAUGGUGAACGACGUGGCCGGGGAACUCUACAAGUUCGCUUUCGAAGGGAUCUGUUCCGUGUUGUUCGAGACCCGUAUGGGCUGUCUGAAUGAGGAGGUUCCUGAAGAGACCCAGAAGUUUAUCACCUCUGUAGGAGAGAUGUUCCGUCUCUCCCCCAUCGUCAUCCUCUUCCCCAAGUAUACCUGGCCUUACCUCCCCUUCUGGAAACACUUUGUGGCUGUCUGGGAUCACCUCUUCUUAGUUGCCGAGCAGCAGGUGCGUCACAAGAUGGACGAGAUUCAGGAGAAGGUGCGCCUGGGCCAGCCGCUGGAGGGCGAGUACCUCACGCACCUCCUGGCCAGCCAACAGAUGUCGGUCACCGAGAUCCUGGGGUCCAUCACCGAGCUACUGCUGGCCGGCGUUGACACGACGUCGAACACCAUCUCAUGGUCUCUCUACCACAUGGCCCUGGAGCCAAAGAUCCAGGAGAAGCUGUACCAGGAAGUGAUUAGUGUCUGCCCGGGGGACCAGGUGCCAAUGAGUGAUGACAUAACCAAAAUGCCUUGGCUCAAGGCUGUUGUCAAAGAGACGCUGCGGAUGUACCCAGUAGUACCAGGAAACGCCCGCAUCAAUGUAGAAAAUGAGAUCAUAGUUGGGGACCACCUCUUCCCCAAAAAUACCCUGUUCCACCUGUGUCACUAUGCAGUGUCAUAUGACCCGACUGUGUUCCCGGAUCCACAUGCCUUCUCGCCAGAGCGCUGGCUCCGUGGGAGUCAGGGAGAGAACAAGAAGAACCAGCACCCGUUUGGCUCAGUCCCCUUUGGUUUCGGGGUCCGGGCGUGCCUGGGUAGGAGGGUGGCUGAGCUGGAGAUGUACCUCCUCCUGUCUAGGUUGAUUAAACACUAUGAAGUGCGCGCAGACCCUGCAGGAGCCACAGUCAAGCCAAUCACAAGAACCCUUCUUGUCCCGGCUUCCCCAAUCAACCUACAGUUUAUUGAUAGGACAGUCAAGCAGCAGGAUGAACCAAUGGUAACAAAACAGGUUUCCCUGUGAAGGACAUUAGUAUGCACACUGUGUAAAGUCCUCCUUUCAACAAACAGUUGUCAGAGGAUGGCUCACUUGCUGCACAAGUUUUCUUCCCUUAACAUUCCAUGGCCUUAAUUAGUGACUCACUAAAUGUACAGCCUAUUGCCCACAAUCCAGUGAGACCACUGAGAGAAACUGUCCUUGACUGGUGGCCCUUAUUUUACCAUUACAUAUUAUUUGUAUUUUAGCAUCACCACUGUUGUCCUGCUCCAGGUCAGGUUAUUUGCUCUUUGUAAUUAACAAAUGCUGUAUUUUUUAUGUUGUGAUUUUUAAAAAUGUUUUUUCAUUGUAGAAUGGCUACACACAAAGUAUUAUAGAUGUAUACAAUUGUUCUGUAAUUCAUGUUUUAAAUUCAGUAUUGAACACCAAGGGGGGAAAGUAUAGGUAUGGAUAGUUAAGAUAUUUAAGAUUUUAAAAUGCACAUCAGUUGAUUUUUAUAAUGCGGUUUUAGAAUUGUAUUGCCAAACAGUGAUGUGUAUUGGUUUAGUUUCCAUAGAAGCAAUCUUCUGUCUAAUGUUCCUCUGAUUAAGACAGUUGGCAGGGGAGAAAUCCCAAAUGCCCCUAUUCCUUUAAAUGAACUACUAGGGCCAACCCAUCCCAUCACCGUUAGUGCACUGCAUUUGAACAGGAGUAAUAGGGUUAGGAUGUAAUUUAGGACGCAGACCUCAACCUCAGGACAAAGUCAUUUCAGAACAUUUUAUUUUGUUGCAAAGCGCAACUACAUUCAUUGUCUGUUUAAGUGCCACAGAAAGGUGGGAUUCACUCCACUAACCACGGAAACUUUAUUCAAGCCACAAAUAAAAGUCAAUGAUCUACUGAAGAGUACUUUUUAUAGGAAAUAUAUUAAGGAAAAAUAUCUGUCAUGUUUCCUUACUCUCCCUAGAUAAUCACUAAGACAAAUGGUGCAAUUUAAGGGCUCAUUAAAAUAAGAAAUGAUUUGCAUGAAAUUGCAUUAUAAAACUGGGGACCUUUACGCUUUAUGACAUGAUUUGGAGUGCUGUGGUAUUAAAUGCAUUUUACAAGUCAGUGGUUUGGUCGUAGUGGGAGGUCAGUGACGUCAGUAGAUGGUCAAAGUGAUAAGGAAUAUAACCUUCCGAUCUAUUUGCUGUUUUUGGCAGCUAUAGAUGAAGCCAUUCGGUUGGCACGAAUUAUGCUUCUUAAUGGAUAUAAGAAAGUCUAACAAUGUAUGGAUUCACUACUGUACACUCACCUAAAGGAUUAUUAGGAACACCUGUUCAAUUUCUCAUUAAUGCAAUUAUUUAAUCAACCAA